GGGUUGUGCCGAAUGGAAUGUAGUCGUGGGUCUGUGGUGCAAGUAGGCUACAAGGAGAACCGCGGCAUAGCCGGGCGUGUCGCGGCCCAUGGGAACAGUGGGUCUGUUGCGGAUGAGGAGGGCAAGAGCGAGUCAAAGUGUACAACACCCACUGAGCCCGUGUGGCCACGUGUUCGUCGUCAUUGACGUAGCCGUGUUGGAUUCGCCCUCACGGGCGCAACGAAUGGCGGUUUUGCGAGUUUCUUUGCGGAAGCGAGGCUGAAGAAGAAGGGCGGGAAAGAAGAGGGGAGGAAAACGCGGAAUUGGGACGAUAGGCUGAACAGGGAAACCAUUCUUCAAUUGGUGUGUAGAUGGACGUGGCGGUAAGGAGUUAGGGGACUUGGUGUGUUGGGCGAAGUUUAGGAAGACGGUAGAGACGGACGGAUGGGAUAGCAAGGAAUGAAUUUGAGGUACUGACGCAUAUUCUCGCUUUUGUAGGUUACACACACACACACACACACAUACACACACACACACACACACACACACACACACACACACACACAGAGAGAGAGAGAGAGAGAGAGAGAGAGAGANACACACACACACACACACACACAGAGAGAGAGAGAGAGAGAGAGAGAGAGAGAGAGAGAGAGAGAGAGAGAGAGAGAGAGAGAGAGAGAGAGACGCAGCUUCAGUUGUAGUGUAGGUAUUUUUUGGGACGGAGCCAAGGGAAUUGUUGAGGGUUGGGCUUGGGGAAGUAGUGGGUGGGAAGAAGGGGGGGAGGGGCAUUGGAAGUACGAGAGUAGGGAGUGAGUGAGUGAGGGAGGGGGCGGCGCAGGGUUGCUGUGGAAGCUUUACCUCGCCGCGCCUCGCCCGUGGCUCGACUUACAUCAUGUUGACGAAGUUCGAGACGAAAAGCAAUAGGGUGAAAGGACUCAGCUUUCACCCUAAAAGACCAUGGAUAUUGGCAAGCCUUCACAGCGGCAUCAUCCAACUAUGGGAUUAUCGAAUGGGAACCCUGAUUGACCGCUUUGACGAGCAUGAUGGACCAGUUAGGGGGGUUCAUUUCCACAAGUCGCAACCUCUGUUCGUCUCUGGAGGCGAUGAUUACAAGAUCAAGGUUUGGAACUACAAGCUCCGGCGGUGCUUGUUCACCCUCCUGGGACAUCUCGAUUAUAUCCGCACCGUCCAAUUUCAUCAGGAGUAUCCAUGGAUCGUCAGCGCCAGCGACGACCAGACCAUUCGCAUCUGGAACUGGCAAUCCCGCAACUGUAUUUCGGUGCUGACGGGUCACAACCACUACGUCAUGUGCGCUGCCUUCCAUAUCAAGGAGGACUUGGUCGUUUCCGCCUCCUUGGACCAGACGGUCCGCGUGUGGGACAUCUCUGCCCUCCGAAAGAAGACUGUAGCGCCAGCUGAAGACAUCUUGCGCUUGCCGCAGAUGAACACGGAUCUAUUCGGCGGCGGGGAUGCUGUCGUGAAAUACGUGCUGGAGGGUCACGACCGGGGUGUCAAUUGGGCAGCCUUCCACCCUACCCUCCCUCUGAUUGUCUCUGGAGCAGACGACCGACAGGUUAAACUAUGGAGGAUGAACGAUACGAAGGCAUGGGAGGUGGACACGCUUCGUGGGCAUGUCAACAACGUGUCCUGCGUGAUGUUCCACGCUCGACAAGACAUCAUUGUCUCCAACUCGGAAGACAAGAGCAUACGAGUGUGGGACAUGUCCAAACGAAUUGGUGUGCAGACAUUCAGGAGAGAACACGACAGGUUCUGGAUUCUAGCCGCCCAUCCGGAGAUGAACCUUCUUGCGGCAGGCCAUGACAGCGGUAUGAUUGUCUUCAAGCUGGAACGGGAAAGACCUGCCUAUGCAGUGCAUGGGGGAACCUUGUACUACAUCAAGGACAGGUACCUUCGCACAUACGAUUACAGCUCCGGGAGAGACAAUCCGUUGAUCUCUAUUCGCCGGACAGGAUCAAGUGGAAUGAAUCAAGGGCCUCGGUCCCUGUCAUAUAAUCCUGCUGAGAAUGCGGUUUUGGUCUGUUCGGAUGUGGAAGGAGGGUCGUAUGAGCUCUACGUAAUUCCCAAGGAUUCUUCUGGGAGGAGCGACAGCCAGGAGGGAAAGCGAUCGAUGGGCGCAUCUGCGGUGUUUGUUGCGAGGAAUCGGUUUGCGGUGCUUGACAAGGUCCAUAAUCAGAUCCUGAUCAAGAACCUCAGGAACGAGGUGACGAAGAAGUGCCCAGCUCCGUGUCCAACUACAGAUGCCAUUUUCUAUGCUGGGACAGGCAGCCUGCUGUGCCGCUCUGACGAUCGGAUUGUCCUGUUUGAUGUUCAGCAGCGGAUUGCUGUUGGUGAACUCAGCACGCCUUUUGUCAAGUAUGUGGUGUGGUCCGGCGACAUGAACCACGUGGCGCUUCUGAGCAAGCAUUCUGUCAUCAUUGCAUCAAAGAAGCUGGUUCAGAAGUGCACAAUACAUGAGACCAUCAGGGUCAAGAGUGGGGCCUGGGACGACAGUGGAGUGUUUGUGUAUACAACGCUCAAUCACAUCAAGUACUGCCUGCCGAACGGAGAUAGUGGAAUCAUCCGCACUCUGGAUGUUCCGGUGUACGUGACGCGAGUGUCCGGAAAUUCUGUCUUCUGCUUGGAUCGCGAUGGCAAGAACAGAGUGAUUCAGAUAGAUUGCACGGAGUAUACUUUCAAGCUUGCACUUCUUCAGAAGAAGUACGAUGACGUCUUGCAGAUGAUCAGGAGCUCCCAACUCUGCGGCCAGUCGAUUAUUGCCUACUUGCAACAGAAAGGUUUCCCGGAGGUUGCCCUGCACUUUGUGAAAGAUGAACGCACUCGAUUCAAUCUUGCCAUCGACUGCGGGAACAUCGAGGUUGCGCUUGCUUCUGCGCAUGAAAUUGAUGAGAAGGACUAUUGGUACCGGCUUGGAGUGGAGGCUCUGCGGCAGGGCAACCACCAGAUUGUGGAGUUCUCGUAUCAGAAGACAAAGAACUACGAGCGGUUGUCUUUCUUGUACCUCAUUACUGGAAACCUGGAGAAGCUGAGGAAGAUGCUGAAGAUUGCAGAGAUGAGGAACGACGUCAUGGGGCGUUUCCACAAUGCGCUGUACUUGGGUGACGUUGCUGAAAGAGUUCGGAUUCUUGAGGAGGCCGGGCAUCUUCCUCUUGCAUAUCUGACAGCCGCUGUGCAUGGUCUCAAGGACGUAGCGGAGAGGAUUGCGGCGGAUCUAGGAGAGCACACCCCUCCCCUGCCCGAGGAUAUCGAUUCUGCAAAGUUACUUCUGCCCCCCGCACCAAUUUUGAGGGAGGAAAACUGGCCUCUACUGAAUGUGACGAAGGGCUUCUUUGAUGGCUCGCUGGCGGAGACGCAGGUGCCCGAGGAAGAGGAGGCAGCUGGACCCGGAUGGGGAGAAGUCGACCUCCCUGAUGUUGUGGUUGGGGAGAAUGGUGAAGUUGUCAAUCAGCCAGAGCAGACUGGUAAUGAGGAGGAAGGAGCCGAGGAUGAUGAAGGUGGGUGGGGCAACAUGAAUGACCUGGACAUUCCCGCUGAUGUUGCGGAUGACAGUGCAGCCGAUGCUGGAGCACCUGGGACAUUCUUUGUCACGCCCUCGCCUGGGGUUCCCUCUACCCAGAGAUGGACUCAGAAAUCGGCCUUGGCUGCUGAGCAUGUCGCAGCGGGCUCAUUUGAGACGGCCAUGCGGUUACUCAGCCGCCAGUUGGGCGUCAAGAACUUUGUUCCUCUCAGGGAGCUGAUGAUGAAUCUUCACCUGGCUAGCCAUGCAGUCUUGCCAGGCGUGUCCCUCGUUCCUGGAAUGUCGUGUGGCCUUGAGAGAGGUUGGACUGAGUCGAGCCCACCGAACACGCCAGGACUGCCCGCUGUUAUGUACAAGCUGAGCUUGCUCGAGGAGAGGCUGAAGGUGGCCUACAAGAGCACAACUGACGGUAAAUUCACGGAGGCCUUGAAAGUGUUUUUGAGCAUCCUGCACACAAUUCCUCUUGUUGUGGUCGACAGCCGGAGGGAGGUGGAUGAGGUGAAAGAGCUGCUGGGAAUCGCGAGGGAGUAUGUCAAUGCGUUGAGAAUCGAAUUGAAGAGGAGAGAGCUUAGGGAUGAUCCGCAGAGGCAGAUGGAGCUCGCUGCGUACUUCACCCACUGCAACAUGCAGCCCACGCAUUUGAAGCUCAGUCUCCAGAGUGCGUUGCACGUCUGCUACAAACUGAAGAACUAUAACACAACUGCCACUUUCUGCCGACGUUUGCUGGAAUUGAAUCCUAUGCCCGCAGUUGCCAACAAUGCUAGAAAGGCAUUGCAGGUGUGCGAGAGAAAUCCCAAGGAUGAUAUACAAAUUAACUACGACCCAAGGAAUCCGUUUGUGGUCUGUGCAGAAACAUUCACGCCGAUCUACCGUGGCAGCAAAGAAGUCUCGUGCCCCUUCUGCGGCUCGAGGUUUGUUCCCGAGAUGGAUGGAAGAAUCUGCAGCACUUGCGAUCUUGCUGUCAUCGGAGCUGAUGCCUCUGGGCUAACUUGCUCACAAGCCCAGGUGCGGUAAGAGGAACGGAUUGAAGGAGUGGUUGAUUGUCGGACACAUGCAUGGUGGUUCUGGUGGCUCGGAACAUAUGGAUUUGGAAUGCUCCAGUGAUUAAUAAGUAGUCUAGCUUCGAUGAGAAGGAUACAUUUUGAGUGGGGGGCUUGGCAGGUGGGGGCGAAUUUGGGAGAACAGGAGUCGGUGAAGUACAAAGGCGAUGGAUGAUCCUGCUUCACUUCCAGAGGAUCUGGCAAUGAAUGCUGCUGCUCAGGACGCGGAUGGGAGCAGAAACGGGGAAGCCAAAUGUGCCGCUUUAUUCAUACGGACAUGAUAGUGAGCACAUCAUCAUAUAUACCAUCGGUGCAGAGUAGUCCUGCUGUUAGUAGGUAAGGGAAGGGGGGGGAGGUGGAGGUCACGUUGACUGAGGAGGGGAGGAAGCCAGUGUUUGGCAUUUGCCGCCGCGAUGUUUGUUAUUUCUUUAUAGUUUGUGUGGUUGGCCAUGCGUACUCAGGGAAGGAUGCCGCAGUGGAAGGGUUCAGGGAAGGAAGGACGGCAACUAGAACUGCUGGCAUUAGAGAGUGAGCAGGUAGACUGCUACCUAGGCAUCUGCACGAAGAGCAGUAGGGUCAGAGCAUCUGUGGAUGUGCAGUUUUUAAAGAGGGGGGUUGCAUCCAAUUUGCUUGUUGGUCAAUCUCAUGUCUUGCUAUGAAAUGACCACAAGUGGAGAUGCUCUCUGUAAUAAAGCAUGUCUCUAAGUGCUGCUGAAAUGACUUCUCCAUUCUUUUGUGAGGCUUUGGCUGCGACAGAUGGUUCGGACUGUCACAGGGUUGGGCAAACGCGGGGCAGCUGGUGGCAGCACAUGCAUCCUCUUGUGGCGUUUGUCUUCGACUGGAAACCGUUGUCCUGCGGACGUGUUGAGAGUUGGUGUCUUCUCCUGACUUUGGAAGAGUUUCCUGGCCGCCCUUCCGGAGCUCCGCCUUUCUACAAUGGUAGGGAUUUUGUUUGGUGCAUGCUCGUUCCAAUUGUGUGCAGGUUUCUUAUGUUCUGCGGGGCUGGUUGUCCGCUUGAAUAAGGGUCAAGGGGUAGGGUUGUGCCACAUGAUUUCAAGAGUGUUGUCUAUUGAAACAUGUGGCCUGUUCGACCUUGCUCACGUUGAUGGCCGCUAAGGGAGGGGGGGCCGACAAGGCCGAGAAUGUUCUUGGCGAGAACAACAUUUAUUGGUUAUCUGUCGCUGCUGGUGGUGGUGAAAGUCGUGGAAGUAUGAUGCCUUUAUCAGGUAAAUGUUUUUCUUUUCACAUGCGUUGCUUGGGGUGUUUCCUCUGUGAUAGUCAACUGGUGGUUUUGGUUUUUCUGUUCUCGUCUCUUCAAAGUGUAUUGCUUGUGAUCUUCCUCCUGUGCAGAAAGGAUGCCUGGGAGUUCUGACGUGUGUUGCUGCUGUUUGUCUAUGCAGACUCUGAGUCUCUCUCCAUGGUUGGUUGAGGAACAGCAGCUAUGGUCGUGGCACCAAUGCGCACAUACGCACUUGGCUGUCUGUUUUGGGUGCACCCUCUUCAUUU
This is a messenger RNA of Chara braunii, 6066 nucleotides long. The record is from the annotation of a GenBank genome assembly. Lineage: Eukaryota; Viridiplantae; Streptophyta; Charophyceae; Charales; Characeae.